This is a messenger RNA of Phyllostomus hastatus (greater spear-nosed bat), 1774 nucleotides long. It is a transcript of the gene AP1M2, whose product is annotated as adaptor related protein complex 1 subunit mu 2. Gene Ontology annotation, molecular function: clathrin-cargo adaptor activity. The transcript is spliced from 12 exons. NCBI's taxonomy places the organism in Eukaryota, Metazoa, Chordata, Mammalia, Chiroptera, Phyllostomidae. Gene Ontology annotation, biological process: intracellular protein transport; vesicle-mediated transport. The record is from RefSeq and is a predicted model, not a curated record. Gene Ontology annotation, cellular component: clathrin-coated vesicle; clathrin adaptor complex. The coding region runs from base 90 to 1367 and encodes 425 amino acids.
UGCGCGGGCGCUUCCGCAGGAAGAAGGAAGCGGCACCACGUUCGUCUCCUGCCCUCCCUCCCGGCCUCCCGGGUCCUCCGGCCGCCACCAUGUCUGCCUCGGCUGUCUUCAUUCUCGACGUCAAGGGCAAGCCCCUGAUCAGUCGCAACUACAAAGGUGAUGUGGCCAUGAGCGAGAUAGAGCACUUUAUGCCUCUGCUCAUGCAGCGGGAGGAGGAGGGCGCCCUGGCCCCACUGCUGAGCCACGGCCGAGUCCACUUCCUGUGGAUUAAACACAGCAACCUCUACUUGGUGGCCACCACACUGAAGAAUGCCAAUGCCUCACUCGUGUACUCCUUCCUCUACAAGACAGUGGAGGUAUUCUCUGAAUACUUCAAGGAGCUGGAGGAGGAGAGCAUCCGAGACAACUUUGUCAUCGUCUACGAGCUACUGGAUGAGCUCAUGGACUUUGGCUUCCCCCAGACCACAGACAGCAAGAUUUUGCAGGAGUACAUCACACAGCAGGGCAACAAGCUGGAGACAGGCAAGUCGCGGGUGCCGCCCACUGUCACCAAUGCUGUGUCCUGGCGCUCCGAGGGCAUCAAGUACAAGAAGAAUGAGGUCUUCAUUGACGUCAUAGAGUCUGUCAACCUGCUGGUCAAUGCUAAUGGCAGUGUCCUGCUGAGCGAGAUUGUGGGCACCAUCAAGCUCAAGGUGUUUCUAUCAGGAAUGCCAGAGCUGCGGCUUGGCCUCAAUGACCGAGUCCUCUUUGAGCUCACUGGCCUUUCAGGGAGCAAGAACAAAUCCGUGGAACUGGAGGAUGUGAAAUUUCACCAGUGUGUGCGACUUUCUCGUUUUGACAAUGACCGCACCAUUUCCUUUAUCCCACCGGAUGGUGACUUCGAGCUCAUGUCUUACCGCCUCAGCACCCAGGUCAAGCCGCUGAUCUGGAUUGAGUCUGUCAUUGAGAAGUUCUCCCACAGUCGUGUAGAGAUCAUGGUCAAGGCCAAGGGACAGUUUAAGAAGCAGUCGGUGGCCAAUGGUGUGGAGAUAUCUGUGCCAGUACCCAGUGAUGCUGACUCCCCACGUUUCAAGACCAGUGUGGGCAGUGCCAAGUACGUGCCCGAGAAGAACAUUGUGAUUUGGAGUAUUAAAUCUUUCCCGGGGGGCAAGGAGUACCUGAUGCGUGCCCACUUUGGCCUCCCCAGUGUGGAGAAGGAGGAGGAAGAGGGCCGACCACCCAUUGGGGUCAAGUUUGAGAUCCCUUAUUUCACUGUCUCCGGGAUUCAGGUCCGAUACAUGAAGAUCAUCGAGAAAAGUGGUUACCAGGCCCUGCCCUGGGUCCGCUACAUCACCCAGAGUGGUGAUUAUCAACUUCGUACCAGCUAGAAUGGAAAUGAUGUAGGGGCUUGAACAUGGGCCUCCCUCUCCAUAGGCCCUGACUGCAGACUUUAGAGAGAGGGAAAGAAGGUAGGGAAGGUGUGUGUGAGCAGGCUGCUUGUUGGCUUAGCAGUUUCUUGCUUCCUGCUCCCAGAACCUGGGCCCCACCCCCCAGUCUUGUUGUUUACCCAUAGACUGGGAGGGAUGGUCUCCCUCCUACCUCUGCUUCCCAGCUCCUACACUUCCACUUUCAUAUCAAGAGAGGAGGGGCUUUGAAGUCCCUCCAGGAGUGCCUUCUUGCAGUGACUUGCCUUAAGGGAUGUGGGGGCCCCUCCUCCUUCACAGCUGCUGAGCCCAGAGGCCUUUCUCUGGCCCACUCUUCUGCAUUUUAGGAUGGCAUUAAAAAGAUGAAUUUA